AUGGCGUCUGCCGGAAAGGAGGAGCAGGUCAGUGCUACCCCAACCGUGGACGCUGGCCAAGCGCGAGCGCUCCUGAGCUCCGGCGGCGGAGGUCACGCGUAUCUGGACGUCAGGCUGCCGGUGGACUUCGACAAGGACCAUGCCGCCGGCGCCGUCAACGUACCCUACUACCUCGCCGUUACUCCCCAGGGGAAGGAGAAGAACCCGAAAUUCGUGGAGGAAGUAGCUGCGCUCUAUGGGAAGGAACAUCACUUGGUCGUGGCUUGCCGCACUGGCGUGAGAUCCAAGCUUGCGACCGCGGACCUCGUAAAUGCGGGGUAUGAGAACGCGAGGAGCCUGCAAGGUGGCUACGUUGCCUUCCUCCAGAGCGCAGCCGCGGAUCAGCAGCCAGCACCUCAGCAGUUGUGA
This is a messenger RNA of Triticum turgidum subsp. durum (durum wheat), 408 nucleotides long. The record is from the annotation of a GenBank genome assembly. Lineage: Eukaryota; Viridiplantae; Streptophyta; Magnoliopsida; Poales; Poaceae.